Messenger RNA from Folsomia candida, 831 nucleotides. RefSeq names its product lipase. The coding region runs from base 1 to 831 and encodes 276 amino acids. The transcript has 3 exons. Lineage: Eukaryota; Metazoa; Arthropoda; Collembola; Entomobryomorpha; Isotomidae. The record is from RefSeq and is a predicted model, not a curated record. Gene Ontology annotation, biological process: lipid metabolic process.
AUGCCCAUAACGAUCUCUUCUUACGGUCCGGAUAUCGCCCGAGCCAAGAAAUACGUCUAUUUAACCGGGGCCGCGUACUGUUUCGACAUUCCCGCUUGGUCGUGUCCGUACUGUCAAAAAGCGCAAAGUUUGGGGUAUGACUUCCACGCUCAAGUUUACAACAAGCUGGCCAACACGCUGGCUUUUAUCGCGGUUAAUAAAAAACUUAAAGAGAUCGUGGUUACGUUUCGGGGGACGCUAAAUAUGGCGAAUGUCGUUAUCGAUUUGCACCACUCAAUCGUGAGCAUUGACGCGGGUUCGACGGUGCUGGAGAGGGGGAAAAUGGAAAAAUUGGGAAAGUUUUUACAAGAGGAGGACGAUUAUGAAGUUGUACUGGCAGGUCACAGUCUCGGUGCGGCUGUAGCUUCAGUUACGCUGUUCAGGCUGAAAGAGGAAAUCCAACUUCCCUGGGAUUUUCCUACUCCGAAAUCCUACUCUUAUUUUGGAUACGGCACGCCCCGCGUGGGAAACCAGGCCUACGCGGACUACUGGAACGGUCAAGAAAUGCAGCUUACCCGGGUUGUCAAUAAGGCGGAUUUCGCCGCGCAUGCGCCAUCUUCCCUGGCUGGAUACGUUCAUCACGGCAACGAGUUAUGGAUUAUGCCGUCCGGAGAAGAAAAAGUGUGUUCCAAGACGGUCUACGAAGAUGAAAAAUGUGCCAAUUCCGUCGCCUCCAUGGCGAAUCUGCCAGACCAUUUGCAAUAUUGGGACGUAGCGUAUUUAUCGUGCGCAGGAGCAGAUCCGGUCUCCACGGCGAAACAAUUCUUCAUUCCUGUAACGAGGUCAGGGUGA